AUGGAUGGUAACAUACCAGCUACGGCAAAAGACGACAAAGAAAUCGAGGUCGUGGCUUCUAAUGUAGGCUCCAUCUCCCCGGGGAAAAGCCAGGCUCUACAGCCCCCUGAAUAUGUUCGUCAAAUGAGCCCAGAGGAGAGGCAAAAGGCAGAGGCUGCUUUGCGAAAGAAAAUUGACCUUCGCCUGAUGCCCAUGAUUGUGAUCAUGUAUAUCUUGAACUAUCUGGAUCGCAAUAACAUUGCCGCUGCGAGGCUGGCUGGCAUGGAGAAAGAAUUGAAUCUCUCAAGUACAGAGUAUUUGACAGCCGUCAGCAUUUUGUUCGCCGGCUACACAGUCAUGCAAGUCCCCUCGAACAUCUUUCUCAACAAGAUUGGCAAGCCAGCACUUUAUCUUCCAACGGCAAUGAUAAUCUGGGGGACGAUCUCUACCGCGACUGGCGCGACACAGAACUUUACUGGGCUGCUUGUCUGUCGGCUCUUCCUUGGGAUCAUUGAAGCCGCAUUCUUUCCCGGGUGCAUAUAUUUUCUUUCAUGCUGGUACACACGCACCGAGCUUGGGUUUCGCACUGCCAUUCUGUACUCGGGGGCUUUGAUCUCAGGGGCAUUCUCUGGUCUCAUCGCUGCUGGUAUCGUAGACGGCAUGGAUGGGGUCCACGGAUUGCUGGCGUGGCGGUGGUUGUUCAUAAUUGAAGGCGCUAUCACAGUGGCCAUUGCGGUAUGCGGUUACUUCAUUCUGCCAAACUUUCCGAGGACAACCAAAUGGCUUUCAGAAGAAGAAAUUCAGCUUGCGGUAUGGCGUCUCGAAGAAGAUGUCGGUGAAGAUGACUGGAUCGACAGUAAGCAGCAAAGCCUCUGGCAUGGGCUCGUGCUUGCCCUUACGGAUGCUAAGACUUAUACGUUUGUCACCAUGCUAUUCGGAAUCACGGUCUCUGGAGGAGUAACGCUGGUGUUUCCUACAGUCGUUAGCACUCUUGGUUAUAGCAGGAUUCCAACCCUACUCCUGACCGUUCCUCCAUAUGUCCUAUGCACCAUCACUUCUCUGCUGAAUGCAUGGCACGCCGAUCGGAGCGGUGAAAGAUACCUCCACAUCGCCAUCCCAUGUGUCUUUACUGCCAUCGGCAAUAUCAUCUUGGCCACAACAACUGGGUUAGGCCCGCGCUACUUUGCUAUAAUGGUCAUAAUCCCUGGCAUCUACACCGGCUAUGUGGUAAUUCUAGCAUGGAUAUCUAAUUCAAUUCCUCGGCCGCCUGCCAAAAGAGCUGCCGCUAUUGCAUUUAUCAGUGGUUCUUCACAGACAGCGAGCAUCUGGACAAGCUACAUGUAUCCCACCUCAGCGGGGCCGAAGUUCACGGUUGCUUACUCAGUCAACACCGCCGCAGCAAUCCUGGUUAUUCUUGCGGCAACUUGCUUAAGAGUCAUUCUUGUUCGGUUGAACCGAAAGCUCGAUCGUGGUAUCCAUGUGGCGGAUGCCAUCAAUGCACACACUGAUACUGCAGAGUCUGGCAUCCCAGCCGUCGGUGCCCAACGGGGCUUCAGGUUCCGAGUUUAG
Messenger RNA from Exophiala aquamarina CBS 119918, 1548 nucleotides. RefSeq lists its product as uncharacterized. NCBI's taxonomy places the organism in Eukaryota, Fungi, Ascomycota, Eurotiomycetes, Chaetothyriales, Herpotrichiellaceae. Gene Ontology annotation, cellular component: membrane. The coding region runs from base 1 to 1548 and encodes 515 amino acids. Gene Ontology annotation, molecular function: transmembrane transporter activity. Gene Ontology annotation, biological process: transmembrane transport. The transcript is spliced from 6 exons. The record is from RefSeq and is a predicted model, not a curated record.